AAGCGAUGCGUCAUGAAAGCUGCUGCUAAGAUGGGAACUAGGGUGUGAACCUCUUAGUGAAACUGUAGUUUAAAAUAAAACUGUAGUGCUAUAUUGAGUGGUGUGAAGAACAUUAGUGUUGAAAACGUAAAUUCUAGUCUAAACCAAAAAUGUUAGCCCACUUAGGAAUUGGUCUAACAGCUCGUUUGCUGCUGAUCUGCUACGCUGAAAUUCAAGACAAAGUGUCUGAAGUUCAGUACACGGACAUUGACUACAAAGUUUUUACCGACGCAGCCAGGCAUGUGUUCAAAAGUGAGUCGCCGUACGAAAGGUACACAUACAGAUAUACUCCACUGAUAGCGUACAUGUUGACUCCCAAUGUGUUUUUUCACCCUGCCUGGGGGAAAUUCCUUUUUUCAAUACUGGAUGUAGUUGUUGCGAUUCUAAUAAAGAAAAUAGUUUCCUUACAGUAUCCAAACGUGAGUGAGAGUAUGUGUGUAAAGUGUGCUUUGGCUUGGCUUUACAAUCCUCUAGCAAUCGUCAUCUCCACUAGAGGCAAUGGGGACUCUUUAGCAGCUGUCUUAGUGAUUUUAACGAUUCUGUUUCUUAAGAAAGAAAACUACUUUUUAGCAGGAGUUAUUCACGGGGUUGCUAUACACACUCGCCUGUAUCCUAUUGCGUUCAGUUUGGCGAUGUAUUCUUCCAUCCCGUCGGAUUACAAAUGCUCAAAAACAUCUUUUUCAAAAAUAAUAAAGCUAUUUAUUCCCAACUCAAAAAGACUAAAACUAGUUUUUGGUUGUGUCCUGGCGUUGAGCUGGCUUACCUUCAUGUUUUAUAAGCUGUAUGGUUACACUUACUUGGACGAAAGUCUUCUGUUUCAUUUAAGAAGGCGCGACAUCAGGCACAACUUCUCUGUUUAUUUUUACCAACAGUACUUGUCCUACUUCAUUUCCACGAAUAUUUAUCAACGGGUGUUGACUUUAGCACCACAACUGAUUUUGCUGUUCAACUUUUCUCUGUUGUACGGUUCCUCGCGUGACCUACUGUUCUGCUUGUUGUGUCAAGCAGUUGUCAUGGUCGCAUACAACUCUGUACUCACAUGUCAGUACUUCAUCUGGUUCCUGUCUCUCUUGCCGCUGUGUUUGCCGCACUUGAAGAUUGGGAAGACACAAUGUGCGACUCUCGCCUUCCUGUGGCUCGCAGCUCAACUCGCCUGGUUGUUGCCUGCAUACUGGCUCGAGUUUAAAGGAAGGAACACAUUUAUGUACAUAUGGCUGCAAGGAAUCGCAUUCUUCUGUGCCAACAUGGCGGUUUUGGCUCGACUGAUUACGUCUUACCAACCAAGGAAAAAACAGGAAUGAAGGAAACAGUGUGAGGUCUUUUAUACUAACCCGUUUGGUAGUACGGUAAGUUAGACUGAUGAAAUGUGCUGUAUACAUUUUGUUUGUUAAUUAAAAGAUCACAUUUGA
Messenger RNA from Macrosteles quadrilineatus (aster leafhopper), 1448 nucleotides. Its product is annotated as GPI mannosyltransferase 1-like. Gene Ontology annotation, cellular component: glycosylphosphatidylinositol-mannosyltransferase I complex; membrane. Gene Ontology annotation, molecular function: alpha-1,4-mannosyltransferase activity; GPI mannosyltransferase activity. Lineage: Eukaryota; Metazoa; Arthropoda; Insecta; Hemiptera; Cicadellidae. The transcript has a single exon. Bases 150 to 1340 code for a protein of 396 amino acids. The record is from RefSeq and is a predicted model, not a curated record. Gene Ontology annotation, biological process: GPI anchor biosynthetic process.